UAUGGGUGGAGUUGGUCAACUUGUCACAGAGCGCAUCUUACCCAUCGUUUUUUCCAGCUCCGCAGAUCGAUAAGCAUGCAGGUGUCUCUCGCGCUCCUUGUCUCCAGCACCGUGCUGUUGCUGCUACAGGGAUGUUGUACCUUCGUGCAAGGAUGGAGGGUGCUAAAAAACGAUGCUACAGAGAUCGUACCAGAAUAUACUGAAGACAUACAUCCUCCCGAGGAACCAAUACUACAGGCUUCUAAUAAUAACAGUAAUACAAUGAAUCGACCAAAACACGGGGGAAGGAGAUCAUCAGCAAACACAGCCUCCUAUAGUGAGUAUUUAUUUUUACGUUAUCUGGUAGGCUACAGAGCUAUAAAUGAAUAGAGGAUGUGUUACAUGUCCAUAUUCGGGGCGCAUUAUGAAUACUUGUAAUAAUUACUUGCAUUACUUGUAAAACAUGUAAAACACCCGUAGCCUAUUAUGUGAGAUUGGUAUAGAGAAACGAUGUAUCUGUAUGGAUAGUCUUUAAUCAAUUUAAUGGAAUACAUUGGGAUUUUGUUUAAUCAAUCUAAUUAAUAUUUCCUUCGAAUUUUACUGUAACACAUAGUUUGAAUUAUUAGUAGGCUACUUAUAUCAAAUCGAAGAGUUUAAAAUAAACUGCGUGGAAUAGUGCUAAUAUCUCAUGGAGAUCUAUGUGCAAUAUGCUCUCGUGCAUAAUAUGCGCAAUCAUUUGGUGAAAAAAUUGCAUUUUCAUUUUAUGGUAAACGGGGUCGUUUUGACAAUAUCUAAUAAUCUGUCAUGUUAUAUAUGUUAGAUAGAUAAGGCAUUAUUUUUCAAGCACCGAGUUAUUGGACCGUCAGCACUGUUCAAAGAGAGCGCACUGCUCAUUUCUCAGGAUAGCGUGUCAUCCUUUACGCACGGGUUAAUUCGUUUCUGUCAAUUUGCAAGACCACACACGUCCUUUUAAUCAUAAAACAUGCGCAAAGUAUCGAUGAAAAUAUCAAUGUAUCCUAUAGUCUCUGUAGAAUAAUGAUACCUCACCUGUGUGGUUUAUGUAGAUCAUUAUGCCAAUAAUAACCAAAUAAAUCCUCCAAAGACCACCCAGAAUAAUUUCUCAUUUAAUUUAUGAAAGUGCUGAGAAGUGCUAGUUUCUGUAUGUAGAAUAGUUCAUAUCAAAUCAUGGGUAAAGAGUCAACCUUCAGUGGCUGUUUUAAAUUGCAGCUUUCCCUGCUGAUGCUUUACACUGGUGUUUAGACUGGAACAUCUGUACUGUUCAAUGGAGGAAGUAGGAUUGGGGUUAGAUGAAUGCUAUGCCAAGGCUGAGAGAGCAACAUGUCACAGACACAUAAUAUGCCUGUGGUUUCAUCCUCACACAAUCUGAAGAGCUGCACUUAUAAGAGAUCAUGGUUUUCACUCUAUCCUUGGUGCUAUUUCCCUCUCUUUUAUACAACUAAUUAGUCAAGGUCUGCCUAUGCCAUAACUAUUUAAUUGCAACAACAUGUGUCCAAAUAGAAAAUCCAAGAGUUUCUGCUCUUAGGGGAUUUCUUCAGGGUAUUUGGAAAUUGCAACACUGUGAUAGAGAAUGAGUCCCACCUGUGGCCAGUAAAGGUUAUGCUGUAGUCAUGCUGAUUUGUACAGAGGAAAUAUCUCUGAGUGCCUUGUCUCAUGGAUUCAAGAUGCACAAUAUCAUUCUUGCCCAGUUUUCCCCUUAUCUAAUCAUGUCAUGUCAAAUCUAAUAGAAGUUGUACAUAGAGUAAAAAUUACAAAUGUUGUGAUUAGGAUAUAAAAUACUGUAAUGAUGGAUGUGAUCAAUUUAACAUAAUACUUUAAAUCCAUAAACAACAGAUACAUAAGUAGGAUCUUAAUUUGAGACAGUUUGCUACAGCAGGAAAAUAAUCCUGCAGCAACAGGAAAUGUAAUUUCUAAUGUAGAUUAUAAUUAAUUAGCAUUUUUGUAGGGGUGAUACAUUUUUCGUAAGGGGAAAUCAAGUCAGAAAUGUCAAAGUGGAAAUUACAAACUUCAGAAGGCUUUUUAAACCUCAAACACUAUACAUUUUAAAUUUCCUGCACCAGGGUGAUCAGAUUAAGAUCCUACACCUGGUAGGGUUGGAAGAACAUGCAUCUUUCUAAAUAUCUUAUACUGAGCAAUAUCCAUCAACAGAGAGAGAGAGAGAAAUAAUAAUCUAUUGGGUCAUGUCAUAUGUGAUAGGGAUCUUCCUCAUAGGCAUAUCUGCCUCUCUCUGGGAGGACCAUAUCUUCCCAUUAUUCUUCCCAUGGUCCCAGUGGGGUCAUUGAGGCAGAGAGGGUGACCUCUGUCUGGCUCCCCUCCAGGACAGUCCCUCCCUGGUCCCUGGGCUCAGCAGUCAGCACACUGGGAGAGACCUGAGACCAGGGGAGAGCCCUUAUGCUGUGGCCGCCCGACCUGCCGAGCCACAAAAUAACACCAGAUCAGGUUCUCUGAGAGGAGAAAAAAGUAAACCUUCCAUAAAUCCUUUUGUUCGCCUUUUUGUAAUAGAAAAGCCACAGAAGAAAACAGAUCCGUCUCAGAGUGUAUAAUUUCUUAAACGACAUGUCCUCUGCCAUUCUAUAUGCCACUUGUAAAACAAGAGGACAAUAACUCAUGCAUAGGGCUGUUGAAAAGGCCAUGGCCAAAAUAUUGAGUUACCAAUUAUGCACUGAAUAUGCUCUCUCGAUUGCUUUGGUUCAUUUGGCUCAUUUCCAAUUGUCAAAUGUUGUAUUUAGGAAUGAAAAUACUUGUUGUACAACAAGCAUUUAGAGAAAGUUUCCAAUCUUCACAUCCUUUUUCCGGAGGGCCUGUUUUGUGUAUUUUAGCUUUUGUUCCGACUUAAAUCUCCAUUAUGUUUGAUUGAGCUGUUUAAUAGCAUUCUGGUCUGGAUUUGCUAUCAGCUGAUUGCUGCCAGCUGGAAUUCCACAUCCAACCAUUGUCAGGCAACAGUCAUUAUCAGAUCAUGCAUCAACGUUAGUGUUGAGUUGUAACUCCCCCCCCCCCCCCCCCCCCCCCCCCCCCCCCCUUAUACUGAGCCCUUAAUUUUGAAUUGGAUUUGUAUAUCAGCAUUGCAUUUAUUUCAUUACUGUAUGAUAUAGCCCACAGUUAAAAUUCUUUGUAAAAAGUGCACUAUGCAUUAAGAAAUUCUAAAUGUUAUGUUUUUCUGAGUGGUGAAACGGAAGGAAGAGUUUAUGAACAUUUCAGAUGAAUUAAAUUCAGACUCAUGUUCCAUUUCCUAGCCCAGCUCCACGCAUGCAAACAAACCAAGUUCUUAGAAUAAACAAAUAACAUUAUACGCACAGUGGGAACCAUACUUUUGACACUGACACAUUUAUUCAGCACAUCUCACGGAGACACAGCUGUCAAAGCUCUCUGCUCUUGAAUAGUUAAAUGGAAGAUUGUUUCCUCGAAUCGGCCCGACUUCAAAGUGUUUGGUUUGGAGUGAUGCCACAGAGUAUGUAACCUUGAUAUCCUCCUCUUCACCCCAGGUGCCUCGGAGCUGAGCUGCAGGGAGCUGCGCUCCACCCGUUACAUCACUGACGGCUCCUGCCGCAGUGCCAAGCCCGUUAAGGAGCUGGUGUGCUCGGGCCAGUGCAUGCCCACCCACCUCCUACCCAACUCCAUCGUGCGCGGCAACUGGUGGCGGAGCAGCGCUUCUGACUACCGCUGCAUCCCGGCCCACUCCCGAACCCAGCGGGUGCAGCUGCAGUGCCCCAACGGUAACAGCCGGACUUACAAAAUCCGCGUGGUCACCUCCUGCAAGUGCAAGCGCUACAGCCGCCACCACAACCAGUCGGAGGCCAAGGAGGCCUCCUCUUCGCCCAAGCCCAGACGCAACAAGAAACACACCCGGCUGCCCGGGAGUCGGAGCAAGAGCAACACACCAACGCUGGUCAGCAACUCAUACUGAGGAUUCCUUUCCUUCCAUACAAGGACAGAGACCAAAGUAGCACACUCGCUCAUACAUACGCACAUGUUACACACAACCCAACACGGCUCCUUCAUUGGAAGAGGGAGAAGAAGAGACAUUUCAACAAAAAGGGAUUUGUAAAGCUGUUUGUUUGACUAGCUUGACAUGCGUCUUUCUCACCAGACAGGCACUGUAGAUUUUGCAGCCUAUUUUCGAAAAUAUUUCAGAACUUUUGAUUUGCAUGACCAAAUGAUUCGACAGAGAAUGCCAGGGAAGGUCAUGUGACUGGUCAGGAAAGGUGGAUCACUGCUAGGAUUGGAGUGUAGAUUACAUGCUCCAGUUCAUAGAUAACGGCCUCUGACUCAGGCACAAGCAGAAUCCACCUUAGCCACAGUAAGAGGUGCACCUAAACUCAAAACCCACCUGUGAAAACAUCCAGCGGGCAGGCUCCACUGCUUGAUAGGCCUAUAGGGUUGAAAGGUGUCUCUAUGCUGUAACUGGUUAUAAUCCAUCUCUUCCAUGGCUGUGUGUACUGUACUGUAGCAGCAUGUGGUAGCCCUGGGGCUUCAGGCUCUGGAGGUGGGCUGCUGACAGGCCUGAGAGGCCUUGGCCUCGACCCCAGACCACGCAGUCUCAUGACAGCCCGGGCAGCACCUCACUCACCAGGAGCCUCCCAGGGCCCUCCUCGCUCCGUAGCAGCCUUACAGGAGCUGUCAGUUAGGGCCCCUGGCCCAGUGGCCCUAGAUCCCCUGUGAGAGAGAAAGAGGGAGAGAUAGGCAUAGGGAGAGCAAGAGAAGGGAAAUGGUUGUGUCAGCACUCCAAGACCAGGGUCCCUUCAGUCAAACAGGCGACUGGGCAUUCCUGUGACUCGUCUUAAUGACUAAAUGAGCCCAUUCCUGUGUUUAGGAUUUCCCCUAGACAUGGCUGGUUGCUGUUUGCAGGAAUCACACACACACACAAAAGGUCCACGUGUGGAGGAGUAAUUGUGCCUGUUGUUACCUUCUGGCACAGCAUUCUCCGCUAAACCCACACUGACUGGAACUAUUUGUUAGCAGCAAAUAAUAUUGGCGACCAACCAGCCAUAUCCCUAUUAUAUUAAUUGUGAACCUAGAGUGUGAGGGAGAAAAAAAUAUAUUCUCUGACUCCCAGCCCCAUUCUCUGAAUAGCACUGACAGGAAAGAUAGGAAUGAGAUAAAUACUGAAUCUAAAUCUGAAUUGUUUUAUAUUGGCUGUUGAUAUCCUGCAGGAUGUAGACAGACAGAAAUAGACAGAAAGACAGACAGACAGGAAAAGGUUUUGGAUGCCCAGUCUGCCCAUGCUGACAACCCAUUCCCCUUUUUCAACCCUACUACGGACUGGCCUGUAUUUAAUGAAGAAUAUUCAUAACGUUUCCGCUUAUUGUCCACAUUUCAUUGUUCCAUUCUCUCAUAUUGCUUCCUGAUUUCAGUUUUCUAAACUGUACUGAAAAUGUUUCCUUCUUGUUCAAUUGUGUGUUUGAAAUAGCAACUGGAAGGGAUUUUGUCAUAUAAGUACAGUUGCGAUGUAUAACUUGAUUGUACAUAUUGUACCCGUAUUGGCUAAAAGGAGUUGGGGGGAAAAAAACGUUGCAGCCUCAAAGAAAUGAACUGCAUAUUUAUUUUUUAUUUCCACAUUUAAAUUAUUUAUGCAACUUUUUAUAGUAAAUGAUAGCCAUUAUUGUCAUAUAGAAUAACAGUGACUUUCAGAUAAUAAUGAAAUACUGUACAGUACACAAAUAAAGUAAAGGCAGA
Messenger RNA from Coregonus sp. 'balchen', 5670 nucleotides. Lineage: Eukaryota; Metazoa; Chordata; Actinopteri; Salmoniformes; Salmonidae. The record is from the annotation of a GenBank genome assembly.